Penicillium canescens is the source of this 2724-nucleotide messenger RNA. RefSeq lists its product as uncharacterized. Gene Ontology annotation, molecular function: hydrolase activity. Lineage: Eukaryota; Fungi; Ascomycota; Eurotiomycetes; Eurotiales; Aspergillaceae. Bases 1 to 2724 code for a protein of 907 amino acids. The transcript is spliced from 2 exons. The record is from RefSeq and is a predicted model, not a curated record.
AUGCCAUUGCAUACAUUCGCACUUGGUGCGGCACUGACGCCUACAGUGUUGCAUACUCUGAUCAGCCAUUACCUGCACCGCAAAUCGCUACACAACAAACCAACAGUUCAUAUCACCUACGACGAGGGCAUCCAGAUCGUGCGCCAAUUCCUGUACUAUGCGUCUAAGCAUCCUGUCGAAGACCUCCAAGCAUUUACCCGGCAAUGGGUGCCCAGCCCACAUUGGGUGAGAACCGAGACCAUUACAAUCCCCGAUGAGUUCCUGUCGUCUGCUGGAGAUGCAAUUGUCAAGCAGCUGGGCCAGAAAGGUGUCACAAGAGUUGGGGGAGAGAAAUGGUGGCAAUGGCGUGGGCCAUCUGAAGAGUUGAAGGGAGAAUGGAUUGAGAUGCGCAACCACUACAAUGAGACAAAGAAAGCCAACCAGCGCUCCAAUCGAGUGAUGCUGUAUAUCCAUGGCGGUGCUUACUUUUUUGGAAGUGUCGACACACAUCGGUAUAUGAUGCAGCGCCAUGCGCGCAAGCUUAAGGGACGUGUGUUUGCGCCGGACUAUCGCCUCUCACCGCAGUUCCCAUUCCCAUGUGGACUGCAAGACUCAAUGGCUGCCUACCUAUGGCUGCUCAAGUCAUAUGAGCCCAACGAAAUCAUUUUGGCUGGUGACUCUGCGGGCGGAGGCAUGGCCCUCUCAAUGCUGGUCAUUAUGCGAGACCAAGGCAUUCCUCUGCCCGCAGGCGCUAUCUUGAUCUCGCCCUGGGUUGAUUUGACGCACUCUUUUCCGAGUAUUGUUAAGCACAAUCCAGGUGAUUAUAUCCCUCCAUGGGGUUUCCGUCACAAACCAUCAACCGCCUGGCCUCCUCCCAACGCCGAUGAUAUUCUGAAGAUGAAGAAAAUGUCGCAGCAACCAACGGUCACUGCCGAGGAUGUCAAGAAAGCAAUCCCUGCACCGAAUAGCGCGGCAGAAGAGACAGCUGUUCGUGGAUAUACUGUUCAUGAAAACUCCCCUCCUCGUACCGAACUUGCCUACCCUGGUCAACAACAGGGCCAGGAUCCUGCUACCCUGCAGGCUGAACCUGACAACAUACACGUUUUGUUGGAUGGGAAGACCAUUGAACUAAAGGAUCAAAUCCAAAUGUACACGACAAAUCAACUCAUCUCCCACCCUCUUGUUUCACCUGUCCUGCAACCCUCACUCGGUGGCCUUCCUCCUCUUCAGAUCAUUAGCGGCGGCGGUGAGAUGCUUCGUGAUGAGCAGUUCUACGUGGCCCACAAAGCAGCCAACCCGACAGCAUAUCCACCCAGUGAUGUGUAUUUGGACGAGAAUGACCCAACCCGCGAGACCUUGAAUAAGUACGCACCGACCUAUGUACAGCUUCAGGUGUGGGACCAUCUUUGCCAUGUGGCUCCCACUCUCAGCUUCACACAGCCAGCCAAGUACAUGUUCCGAUCUAUCUCUCAGUUCGGUUCUUGGGCUUUGGCUCGUGCGCAGAAGGCAGACGUUGAUAUUAUAGACGACUCUGUCCUGAUGCCCCUCACGUCUUGUAGCUCUAGCAGUUCUGAGGAAGGCUUCUCAGGAUCCCAAGCCGAGACCAACAAAUCAGCUCCGAAAGAAAGACCUGCGUCCGUCGGCAAAGCCGGAGAUCCUCUACCAGCAUUCCAUCAACACAUGAUUCGCCAACGUGUCAAUAAACAUGGACACAUUUUCCCACUUGAUCCUCCGUCUUCAUAUCCGGUACUAGAAAUCCCGCCCGCUCACAUUGGCGCGAUCAAUCCUGAACUCAUUCGAAAGUGGCUGGCAGCAAAGCAAGAAUGGGAUAUUAAAUUUUCCAAGGAGAAGCUCCGGGUCCAACGCCGCCGCAUGAAGGAAUUGGCUCAUGGGUUCCAAGACUUCAAUGGUGAAUGCCCGCCUGCAAGCUCUCUAGCGGCUCGACGUGCUGCUCCCGGCGUGCUACCAAAGCGUCAUGCCAAGAAGAACUAUGGUAUGAUGCUUUGGAGUGGCUGGGGAAGCAAGCAUGACGAGCGCACAAUGGAAAAGGAACGGCAGGCUACCCAAUCUGGCCGGCCUUCGACCCGUCCCAGUGUUGACGCUGGCCAGGCUGGAGCUUGGUCUAGCACACCGUCAAAGAACCCUCAAGGCGAAACUCCCGCGGAUCACGACCUUACCAAAGAGAAAUCACACGCCACCGGUCCUACUUCCGUCACUUGGGAUGAGAAGGAACAUCCCAAUAAUAAUACGGCCGACUCUUUUACAGGUCGUAUGUCCACUGAACCCGAUUCAGCCUCCCGUCCUCUAUCAGAGAAAAGUGGUCCAAUUCUCAUACUACCUGAGGUGGAUAACCGCAAAUUCACCGAUGAAAACGCAAGCACUAGAGCUCUCUUCCAUGCGGCAGGCACUAUCCCUAUGAAGUCCGAUAUCUCCUUGUCUAACAGUAGAUAUCGGCCAGGGUCCGCUGCGGGCUCGGUUACCGGUCGCAGCGAGAUGGUGUCUGACACAGCUAGUACUGUUGGUGGCGACAAGGACUCCGUUGCUCGUAUGAAUAUGGCGUCUGAUAGUGCUAGCAACCGUGCUGUACUGGGUGCGAAAGGUGUCAUCCCGUUGAUGGCGAGCGAGAAUGGUCGAAUGUCUACUGAUACACUUUCGGUUUUCUCUGCUGCUGGUCGUGAUUCGACUUCCCAGCGUCCCGACAUGCCUGAUAGAGAGGUUUUCAAGACAGCUGAGGAAGGCCUAUAG